This is a messenger RNA of Sorex fumeus (smoky shrew), 2825 nucleotides long. It is a transcript of the gene AP3M2, whose product is annotated as adaptor related protein complex 3 subunit mu 2. The coding region runs from base 61 to 1317 and encodes 418 amino acids. Gene Ontology annotation, cellular component: clathrin adaptor complex; cytoplasmic vesicle. Gene Ontology annotation, biological process: endocytosis; intracellular protein transport. NCBI's taxonomy places the organism in Eukaryota, Metazoa, Chordata, Mammalia, Eulipotyphla, Soricidae. The record is from RefSeq and is a predicted model, not a curated record. The transcript has 8 exons.
AAUUUGCAUUCCUGAGACUUUCCAACUGAAAAAAUACUUUGCUCUUUCACUCUCUCCAACAUGAUUCAUAGCCUAUUUUUGAUCAACUCCUCCGGAGACAUUUUCUUGGAGAAACACUGGAAAAGCGUGGUCAGCCGUUCUGUUUGUGAUUACUUUUUUGAGGCACAAGAGAGAGCUACUGAGGCAGAAAAUGUGCCUCCAGUUAUCCCUACGCCUCACCACUACCUGUUAAGUGUUUACCGGCACAAGAUAUUUUUUGUGGCUGUGAUCCAGACAGAAGUCCCACCUCUGUUUGUCAUUGAGUUUCUUCACCGAGUAGUGGACACAUUCCAGGAUUAUUUUGGAGUGUGUUCAGAGCCAGUAAUCAAAGACAAUGUGGUGGUGGUUUAUGAAGUAUUGGAAGAGAUGCUUGACAAUGGGUUUCCAUUGGCUACUGAAUCCAACAUCCUCAAAGAACUGAUAAAGCCUCCCACGAUCCUGCGAACAGUUGUCAACACCAUAACAGGAAGUACCAAUGUGGGUGACCAACUUCCCACGGGGCAGCUGUCCGUGGUGCCCUGGCGACGGACUGGUGUGAAAUACACCAACAAUGAAGCCUAUUUUGAUGUAAUUGAAGAGAUUGAUGCCAUCAUUGAUAAAUCAGGUUCUACAAUCACUGCUGAGAUCCAGGGGGUGAUUGAUGCCUGUGUCAAGCUGACUGGAAUGCCAGACCUUACACUUUCCUUCAUGAACCCCAGGUUGUUGGACGAUGUCAGCUUCCAUCCUUGCGUUCGUUUCAAGCGCUGGGAGUCUGAGCGGAUCCUCUCCUUCAUCCCUCCUGAUGGGAACUUCCGCCUGCUCUCUUACCAUGUCAGUGCGCAGAAUUUGGUGGCAAUUCCAGUGUAUGUCAAACAUAGCAUCAGUUUCCGGGAUAGUAGUUCACUUGGACGCUUUGAAAUCACAGUUGGACCUAAACAGACAAUGGGGAAGACGAUAGAGGGCGUGAUUGUCACUAGCCAGAUGCCCAAAGGAGUUCUUAAUAUGAGCCUCACACCAUCUCAAGGAGCACACACGUUUGACCCAGUUACUAAGAUGCUGACUUGGGAUGUAGGAAAAAUAAAUCCCCAAAAGUUACCAAGUUUGAAAGGAACCAUGAGUCUUCAGGCUGGAACUUCUAAGCCAGAUGAGAACCCCACAAUUAACCUGCAGUUUAAGAUCCAGCAGCUGGCGAUUUCCGGACUCAAAGUGAAUCGUCUGGAUAUGUAUGGAGAAAAGUACAAACCGUUUAAGGGCAUAAAAUACAUGACCAAAGCUGGAAAAUUCCAAGUUCGAACCUGAAGGGAGAGUUUUGCAAAGGGAGCAGUCACAAACACUUUUUCAUUUCUUACUUGUCUCAGAGUAAACAUAACAGCCUGUCUCCUAGGUCAGUCCCCUCCCAGACCUGCCUGCUCCCGACUUUCCUUAGCCUUCAGUGCCAUGGAGCUGAUCAAGGGAGAAAGGGUUGCGAGGGAGAACUGGACAGAACUGAAAUAAAGGCACCACCAAGUCAGUUCUAAAACAAGAAAUAUGUGAUGGAGGGUAGAAAUGCUUAAUACCAUAGUCAACUCUUUAAUGUGGUCACCAUAGAGAGGAACUAGCAUUAUUACUUGGUUGGCCUUAAUUAUGGAAAGCCAAUGAAAGACUUGUUUCUUUGUUUUUAAGGUGGAAAAGGAAGAAUAGAAGAAAGAAAGUUUGGAAGAAAAAUGGAUAUUAGUUGCAGACAGGCCAGUAAAGGAUGACAUCUCUGAGGAAGAGAAAGAAAGUAGUACAGAAGGGCCAGGGCACAAACUAAAGUCAAAGUGGCCAGAAAAGGGAUCCAGCUCCACGUGACAGAAUCAGAAGGAACGAGCUUCUUUCUGAUACCUCUAUUUUCAUAAAAAAUGUACUUCUAGAAAUGAACUGGAGGUUUCAUAUAUUCACGUCCACUAUUGACAUUGGAAAACUUAGUAGAAUCAAAAUUUUCCUUAAAACAAUUGGAGAUAUCUGAGCAGUUAUAAGAUACUAAACUACUGCUUGUCUUUAUUCAGCAUUUUAUCUGUCAUAUUCGAUGAGAAGGUGACCUGCCCUCUUCUUGAUGGUGAUUGUCUGAAAUGCCUCUUUUUCCCUCAACUCCAAUAAAUUCUAUUCACUUUACAGAAUUCACCGGCCUUUUUCCUGUUGUCUGAAGAGAGUUUCAGAGAAAACAAGCCCAACACCUCCAGGAAGCUAGAUUUUGUACAUCACAGUUUUGGAUAUAAAGGAUCAUUCCUAUUGAGGGAGUAGUCCCCUGGGAUAAUUCACUUAUUCCUUUUCCAACAUUUAUCAGAACCAACUGGUGCUAGAAUCGAAGCUUCUGGUCCAUCAGUGAUUAAUAUUGAGGGUGUUAGUAAUUCAUGAAGCUGCUCAGUAAUUUUCUAAAAGUCUUUUGAAUCCUAAAGUUCAUUUACUAACAGUGAAUGUCUACCAGUUCAUAUUUGCUUUAAAGCAAAGAGUGUCCCUUAAAUCUCAAAUAAAUCAAACAUGGGCAAAUGGACCAUUUUUGUCCCAGCAUCGCCCAGUAAUAAGACAUGGCUACUGAAGGGGGCCCCUCAGCUUUCCCAGUGGGUCCUUUAUCCUACUUCAAAGUGUCUAUUACCCAUAUUUGUAUAAAUAAGACAGGAUUUUUAAAAUAAUAGCUUAAGGAGUGAUGAUGUGCACUGCUUCAUGCAUGGAGAAAAAGUCUCCAAAUCCUACCAUUUUUCUCUGAAGCUGUUUGCAAAUAUGUAGGUAAGUUUUGUGCUUGUUUGAUUUCCUGGACUUGUUUUUGCUGUAAAGUUGUUUUGUGUUGG